AUGGCAGACAGUUUAGAAUUUUAGCAUUUAAGAAAUAAUCCAAAAUAUGUGAAAGAAUUUGCAUUUUAUGUAAAAAGUGAUUUUAUAGGUAGGGGAAGAAUAGCAAAUGGCGGUGUUUAUUGCUAUAAGUACAGUAAUAAGGAAUAUGCAGUCAAAAUUUAUACAGAAAAAAAGAGCGAAUCAUUUACACAUAUCUUAAGAGAAAUCUCAAUAUUAGAUAGAAUAAAUAACGUAAUAAAGUCAGAUAGCAUAAUUAGGUUUCAUGGUUUCUAUUUUGAGAUUCUUGGCAACUCAAUUUAAUUCUAUAUAAUAAUGGAUAAAGCGGAUGGUACUUUAACAGAGUUUAUUUAGCAAAAGUAUCGCUUUAAGAUGACGGAACUACUAGAAAUAACAAACUAAUUUAUAAUUACGUUUGCUGAGCUAGAAGGGAAUGGAAUUGCUCAUCGUGAUAUUAAAACAGAUAACAUACUUUACAUUAGAAACAGCGAAAAUAAAAUCAUGAUAAAAAUAACUGAUUUUUCUGAAGGAAAACUCGUAGACAAUGAAUAAACCCACAAUACUCUUGUGGGAAAUGCUGAACAUUUGUCUCCUGAGUUAUAUUAUAUGUAUAGAAGAGGAGAAACUGACAUAAAGUAUAAUCCCUUUAAAAAUGAUGUAUAUGGAAUCGGAGUUUUACUGUGCCAAUUAGCAAGUUGUGAGUAUAGACCUUCUAGAAAAGAAGAAGCAAAAGUUGAUCCAUAUAAAAAUGAUAAAGGUCCUUGUGAUGAUUUAUGGAAUUUAAGAUUACAAUAAACUAAGCAAUAUUAUUUAGAAAAUAGUGAUAACGUUAGCAAGUCUAUCAUAGAAUAAUAUUUCAUAAUUAUCAAAGAAAUGAUUUCGUAUAAUCCGAAGCAAAGACCAAGAUUCUAUUAGAUUAUGUAUUAGUGGAUGGCAAUAUAUUCUUUAAAAAUAAUAUCUAUUGAAUAGGAAAAUAAAUACAUUCAAUAAAUUACAAGCUUGGAGGAAAAGAUUUAAAAAUUAGAGUUAAAUAACAAAAAAAUCUCUAUAAAUGGUGCUAAUGAUUACUCGAUGUUUAGAAGAUAGUCAGAGAUGUCAUAAUUUGAUUAAUCAGACAUUUCGGCAGAAGAUAUGAAAUGUAACUCUAAUUUCAACCUCGAUAACUUGCAUGCAAUAAAAGAAAUAACUAGUCCUCAAGAAAGUGAAAAUGAAAGUUCAUAAUCUAGUGAUUCAUAGUCGUCAAUCAGUGAUAAUGAGAAUUCUCUGAAAGAUGUGUAAGGAUCAAAUUCCAUUUAAAAAAACUAAGAAAAUUAUUAAAUGGCUGAUUAGAUAGAUCAAGAUUAAACUAUAAAAAAAAUUGAUUUAAAAAGUGUUAACACUCACUAAAUUCAAAAUUCUUAAUCAAGUUCUUAUUUUAGUUCUGAAAUGAGUACUCCUGAAUAUUCAGGUAAUAGGAUCUCAGCUUUCAACUCACCAUCUUUCAGAUACUUAUUCUAAGACUCAGAUACAAAUAUUUAAAGCUUAGAUGGUAAAAAGAAGGAAAUUACUAUCAUAAAGAAUAGGACUGAUUUAAAACAAAUUAAUAAAAAUACAUAAGUCAUUUAGCUCAACGAAUUGAGUGAUAUCAUAAAAAAUGAAUUAAUAUAAUCAGCUGACCAGCUAAAAUAUUUGGUUUUUCAUUUACACUCUAAAAAAUCUAAUUUGCAAUAAAUCAGUUUUAUAUUAUCAUCAUUUGGGCACACUCUUAUAUUUCUAAACCUUAACAUCGGAUCAUGGCAAAAUAUGAAAGAUGAAGAUGUGAAGGUCUUAUGUGAAGGAAUCUAAAAAUAAUAAAUUCUCUAAGUGAUUUAUCUAUUCUUAUGGGAAUGGGGUAUGGAGAAUCCUGAAAUUUCAGAUAAAUCUUUAGAGGAGAUAGGAAAUAUGUUUGUUAAUUUGAAAACCUUGGUGAAAAUUAAAUUAGGAUUAGACAGAUGGGGUUUAGAAAAUAAAAAAAUAACUGACAGUGGCCUUUAAUAUUUACUUCAGUCAUUAGAGUAAUUAAAGGGUUUGCAAGUGCUAGAUUUAUCGCUGACAAGCUUUUCGAAGAAGAACCCAAAUAUAACUAACAAAAGCCUUUAAAAUUUAGGAGAUUUUAUUACUAAAUGCAGCUAUAUAUAAAAGCUAAGCUUAACUAUGAAAAGGUGGGAUAAUGAAAAUUAAUUUAUAAAUGUGAAAAAUUUGAAGACAAUGUUGGAUUAAAUUUCUCAAAAAGCUGCUAAUUUGAACACAAUUUUUAUUAGUUUAAAAUAAUGGAACAUCUCAGAAUAUAUAAAAUAAUAGUUCAAAUCAAUGAUUAAACCUAACUUUAAUUUAGAGUUGUGA
Messenger RNA from Tetrahymena thermophila SB210, 2358 nucleotides. RefSeq names its product transmembrane amino acid transporter protein. Gene Ontology annotation, molecular function: protein serine/threonine kinase activity; ATP binding. The transcript has 11 exons. NCBI's taxonomy places the organism in Eukaryota, Ciliophora, Oligohymenophorea, Hymenostomatida, Tetrahymenidae. Gene Ontology annotation, cellular component: autophagosome; cytoplasm. Gene Ontology annotation, biological process: protein autophosphorylation; autophagy; peptidyl-serine phosphorylation. The record is from RefSeq and is a predicted model, not a curated record.